CAACUUUCCCCUCAACCCUCCAUCCUCUCCCCACCACACUACCUUGCCCUCUUGGUGUGCCUUCUCGUUCAAGGGUGCUGCUCCAUCUGAAGCUCUAUCUAUCUUCAUCAGCACUUCAGAUCGGGAUCUUUUCUCGUCAAACGCAAGUAUAGCAGGCGCGCGACGAUAAAUAGUCCGAUUUCCAGUCAUUGCUCCAAGAUCUUAUUCUAUGCCUUUCCCGCCCUCCUAUUGAUCGUCCGAAUAGACUUACAUUCAGCAUUUUCCUCCACACGACAAAUCUCAGAUCGAAAAUGAGUCCGCGCACCAGAAGCCAGAAAGCCUCCGCUGAGCUGGAAGCCACGGACCCAUCACCCGCCGUCAAUGGGACCCUCCAGCCUUCGUCAAAAAAUGGCCCGGAAGCCGCCGCGAAUGGCGAAGUACAAGAAAACGUUUUCCUAUUUGCACCGAACUUGAUCGGCUAUGCGCGCGUGGUGUUGACAAUGGCCUCGCUUUACUACAUGCCCUUGCAUCCGCGGACAUGCUCCCUCCUCUACAGUGUCUCUUGUCUGCUGGAUGCCCUGGAUGGGUAUGCGGCACGGUACUUCAACCAGUCGACUACCUUUGGUGCCGUGUUGGACAUGGUGACGGAUCGCUGCACAACGGCGUGUCUGCUGGUGUUCCUCAGCUCGGCCUGGCCCCGGUGGUCGAUUGUCUUCCAGAGUCUGAUUGCCUUGGAUAUGGCUAGUCACUACAUGCACAUGUACGCGACACUCAGCAUGGGUGGAUCCAGCCAAAGUCACAAAAAGGUCGACUCCAGCCGCAGCUGGGUCCUGUACCAGUACUACCACAGCCGGACGGUUCUGUUCAUUUGCUGCGCUCUCAAUGAGCUGUUCUUCAUCGGUCUCUACCUCCUGUCCUUCUCCUCGCCCACGCUCUCCCCUUCUCUUCUCCAGCACAAGGUUGGAGGCCUGGACACGACCGUUCCUCCUCCGGAGGGUUAUUCCAGCCCCUGGAGUGCAGGUGCUCUUGAGCUGGCUCGUGCGAACAAGAUCGACAGCUUCUGGCCUUGGGUUAUCACUGGAAUCUCCUUUCCGGUCAUGGCUUUGAAGCAAUUCAUCAAUGUCGUACAGCUGGUCAAAGCCAGCAAGUGGUUGGCCGAGGGUGACCUGGCCAACCGAAAGGCCCUGCGAUCGGCAAAGGGCAACUGAAUGGUCGGUCAACUCGGGCAUCUGUGGUGCCUCCGUAUGGUGCUUCUCUUCGACUCGUUCAUUCCGAUGCCUUCUGGCUCACUUUCUCUCCGGAUGGUCUCCGGUUGGCCGGACAGUGGUCCUUGCUGGACCGGCUGUUUUAUCUCUGCUUUCUUCCGUGCAUGGUUCUGGUGCUCUGGUCGGGUAUGUCAACUGGGGCAAAUUGGCCCGGGUGUGGUCUUUCUGGUAGUUUCCUAUAUGUGUUGGGAGGAAAUUGUGGCAUAUGAGUCUGUAGAGGGACUAUCUUUCUCUGGACAAAAGGGUGAAUGAUUCUCGGCGUGUUGUUGACCUAUUACCUCUACUGUUUCCGCCCCCCGCCCUCUGUUUUGUGUUUCUCGCCGUGCUUCUCAUUCAUACAGCUUCUUCUUCCCGUUGUCUUCUUUCGCUAUUAAUAUUAUCAACCUAUUGUAUUUUC
Aspergillus saccharolyticus JOP 1030-1 is the source of this 1641-nucleotide messenger RNA. Its product is annotated as CDP-diacylglycerol--inositol 3-phosphatidyltransferase. Bases 291 to 1187 code for a protein of 298 amino acids. Gene Ontology annotation, cellular component: Golgi apparatus; membrane. The transcript has 5 exons. The record is from RefSeq and is a predicted model, not a curated record. Gene Ontology annotation, molecular function: CDP-diacylglycerol-inositol 3-phosphatidyltransferase activity. Lineage: Eukaryota; Fungi; Ascomycota; Eurotiomycetes; Eurotiales; Aspergillaceae. Gene Ontology annotation, biological process: phosphatidylinositol biosynthetic process.